GACCCGUGGGCGCGGCGCGAGGCCUGGCGCAGCCACCCGUCCUUUUCCAAGAUGGCCCAGCUCCGGGGCAUGUUCCCGGGACUCGGAAUCGCCACGGGUCUGUUUGCCGUGUACUGUGUGUACGACCACUUUGCGGCCAAGCCCAGCGACAAGCACCACUAG
This is a messenger RNA of Linderina pennispora, 162 nucleotides long. RefSeq lists its product as uncharacterized. The record is from RefSeq and is a predicted model, not a curated record. Gene Ontology annotation, cellular component: mitochondrion. The transcript has a single exon. Gene Ontology annotation, biological process: electron transport chain; mitochondrial respiratory chain complex I assembly. Lineage: Eukaryota; Fungi; Kickxellomycota; Kickxellomycetes; Kickxellales; Kickxellaceae. The annotation marks the transcript as partial.